AUGAGGGCGCUGCUCCUGCUCUGCUGCUUCCUGGCCUCGCUCCUGCUCUCAACACAAGCAGGUGGGCGUCAGAACCGGAGCUGUCUUCCAACUGCACUCACCCUGUGCGGUGCUCGCUUCCCCAUCCUGAUGCUGACAUCGGCUCUAUCUUUUGCUUCCGCUGCCAUGAUCCACAAACUGCAAGUCCCUGCUUCGGGUGGCACAGAAGAUGUUGGCAAUUUGUUGGAGAAUCAUUUCUCUGCUGGAGACGCAAGUCUAGAGGAGAAAGAAAGGGCGCUCUAUGCAGAUGCGGCCCCUCCAGACAAGAAUCUGCUCCUUCACUACCCAGACGGCAGGGAGGCUGAGAGCUCGGAGCAGACCACCACUGGGGUCCCCCCCGCCGCCACCGGCCCGGGCUCUGAGCCCGAAGCCAGCCUCUCCAAUGCCUCAGCUGCGGACUCAGCCUCCCCGGAGGAUGCUGCUGGGCCUGGGGAGGGCGCGGAGGGAUCGCCGGUGGGAGGCGGCCUUCCUCUAGGAGGGGAUGAGGGGCCCAGGGAAGAGGAGAGGCCAGAGCUGGGUUCAGGAGAGGAGGAGGCUGGGCUGGGGCUCUCCACAGAGGGGGCUGUCGAUGGGGAGGCAGGAGUGCAGGUGGGGAAUGGUGGAGUCCUCAAGGCAGCUGAGGGGGUUCUAGGAGACAGCCUUGUUCAGGGAGCAGCAGAAGAGGGGAGCACAGCGCCUAAAGCCACGGGAGUCUCCUCUGGCAUGGAGGGUGAAGAGGCCCCUGCCACAGAGACAGACCAGGCCUGCCCAGGAUCCGAUCACCAGCCAGCAGAUCUGGAUGGAGCCUUGGAUACGGAAGGGUCAGCAUCGGCCGCGGAAUCCGGGCCUGCUGCAGAUGCGAAAGCCGGGGAGGGGGCUGAAGUCCAGCCUCAGGUCAAUGCUCCAGAAACAGAAGACGAGAGGAGCACAGCGCCCCUUCAUCAGCCCACAGAGAUGGAAGAAGCACCAGACACCACAUCAGUUGGGGUAGCGUCAGAGGCCGAGAUGGACGCAGAAGCCGGGGAGGGGGCUGAGGACAAGGGCGAGGCUGGCCAGGCCGCAGAGACCGGGGAAGAGUCCAGUGACUCUCAGAGCUCUGGGGCUGGGGAGACUGGAGAGACAGGGUCCUCCAAGGACCAGGCGCCUGAAGAGGGCCCAGAUGAGGCUUCUUCGGAGGAAGAACUAGAAGAAGAAGAAGGCGUCAGCGAGGAGGAAGGAGGAGUUGUAUCUGAAGAGGAGUCUGUAGAAGACAGUGGCGACGGGGCUAGCUCAGAAGAAGGAGGUGCCUCGGAGCAGGCUGGGGAACCCCAGGAAGCAGCAGCAGAAACUACGGAGCCUGGGGAGCAAGGAGCCCAGCACCACACAGAGGAUCUGAACACAGAGCCGGAGGAGGGUGGUGAGGCCCAGGCCGCCGGGGCACAGGAGCCCGAAGAGAAACCCCAGGGGAGGGGGAAUCCUAUCAUUGCCACCCAGGAAGAGGCAGAGGAUGUGAGUGAAGAAGCACCUUUGAGGGACCGCUCCCACAUCGAGAAAACCCUGAUGCUGAAUGAAGACAAGCCAGCCGAUGAUUACUCAGCGGUGCUACAGCGGCUUCGAAAGAUCUACCAUACAUCCAUCAAGCCUCUGGAGCAAUCGUACAAAUACAACGAGCUUCGGCAACAUGAGAUUACAGAUGGGGAGAUUACUUCCAAGCCAAUGGUGUUGUUCCUGGGCCCGUGGAGUGUCGGUAAAUCCACCAUGAUAAACUACCUCCUAGGGUUGGAAGAUACUCGGUACCAGCUAUAUACAGGUGCUGAGCCCACCACCUCCGAGUUCACAGUCCUCAUGCAUGGGCCCAAGCUCAAAACCAUCGAGGGCAUUGUCAUGGCUGCUGACAGUGCCAGGUCCUUCUCACCCCUGGAGAAGUUCGGCCAGAAUUUCCUGGAGAAGCUGAUUGGUAUCGAAGUUCCCCACAAACUUCUAGAGCGGGUCACUUUUGUGGACACACCAGGCAUCAUUGAGAACCGCAAGCAGCAAGAGAGAGGUUAUCCCUUCAACGACGUGUGCCAGUGGUUCAUUGACAGAGCUGACCUCAUCUUUGUCGUUUUCGACCCUACCAAGCUGGAUGUAGGUCUGGAGCUGGAGACGCUCUUCCGCCAGCUGAAGGGACGUGAGUCCCAGAUAAGGAUCAUCCUGAACAAGGCAGACAAUCUGGCAACACAGAUGCUCAUGCGUGUGUACGGGGCCCUCUUCUGGAGCUUGGCACCUCUCAUCAAUGUCACAGAGCCCCCUCGGGUUUAUGUCAGCUCCUUCUGGCCACAAGACUAUAAGCCUGACACCCACCGGGAACUGUUCCUCAAAGAAGAGAUCUCCCUCCUGGAAGAUCUGAACCAAGUGAUUGAGAACAGGUUGGAGAAUAAGAUCGCCUUCAUCCGCCAGCAUGCCAUCCGGGUCCGUAUUCAUGCCCUUUUGGUUGACCGCUAUCUUCAGACUUACAGGGACAAAAUGACCUUCUUCAGUGAUGGAGAACUGGUCUUUAAGGACAUUGUGGAGGAUCCUGAUAAAUUCUACAUCUUCAAGACCAUCCUGGCAAAGACCAAUGUCAGCAAGUUUGACCUUCCCAACCGUGAGGCCUACAAGGACUUCUUUGGCAUCAAUCCCAUUUCCAAUUUCAAACUCCUCUCUCAACAGUGCUCUUACAUGGGAGGUUGUUUUCUGGAGAAGAUCGAGCGGGCCAUAACCCAGGAGCUCCCCGGCCUCCUGGGAAGCCUUGGGCUUGGGAAGAAUCCAGGUGUUCCCAACUGUGACAAAACAGGGUGUGGCGAGACCCCAAAGAAUCGCUACAAGAAGCACUAGGGUUGUGUGUAGCUGUUCUCGGGUCCCUGUUGGAGAAUGAGCUUGCAUCCUAAAUGUCUGAGAAGUCCUGGUUUAUUAACCCUUUGAGUCACACUGGCGAGAAUCCGUACACAGUGGAGAUUUGGGAGUUGGGGUGAGGCUGAUGGUGGGGGCAGGUGUGUGGAUCUAGUGGGGGUAGAAAGUGGAAACUGUGAACUAUAGUGUGCUUGUCUUGUUUCAGUGAGGAAGCCUGGCUGAGGAAGAGCCAGCAGCACCCCUUGCUUUUCCUGGGUCCUGUCUGGGAGGGACAGAGAACAGCUAAGUUCUAGCGCCUGCUAAUUCAGUGAGGGUCAGAUAAGCUAUAUGCAGUUGGAAUUCCUUCCCCCUGUAAGCUGGGCAGAUCGUGAAGCCCGCAUGACGCCGAGUUGUCAGGUCUGUGUCAACUCCCUCCACACACAGUCAGUCUUUGGUUUGUUCCCCAUCCAUCCUCAGUUCCCUCUCAAGCUUGAGUUGACUUUCAGCAGUGGACAAUCUCUGGAGUCUGAAUCUACCUGGGUUUUGAGCCUGUCCCAGGAACCUCUUCCCUGUUUCCCCAAGGAGGGUGCCAGUGCCUAGCGAACAAGAGCUCCCAGGUCAGGGUGAAGGCCAGUCUCCCUACGUGUGGCAUUUCUUUGAUAUUUCAGCUGGGGAGCUCAGGCUCAUUGGCCAUGAGAGGAGGGUGAGUGGGUGGUGUCUUCAGGCCAUUCCCCUCUUGGAAAUGACUGAAAUGAAGGUACUAGAAGGGCUCAGGGGGUUAAUUGGUUUGCAGUGUGUCUUUGUCUAUUGCAUGUCUUGGAAAACUCAGAUCCUAAAGGCAUUGGGUUUCAGAGAGGACAGUGGAGGCCUUGCUCCUUGGUCUUGGGGACUUCUCUGGGCAGCCACCCUCUCCCAAGUUUAGGGGGAGGCUGUUUCUACAGCUUCUCUGUGGAAACACAUGGCAGAGGUGUUGCUGCUUCCGGAUCCCAUUACCAUGGCUUUUCCUUUCUUCUCCAUUUCCUCAUGCAUCAACACUUAAAACUCAGAAUUUUCCUAGGAUCAGAUCCAGCACCAGCCAUUCGGCACCUACCCCUAUGGCAACCAAGGCCUAAGGUUCAACUUCUACUUGCGUGUGAGGCAGGUGAAUGUACCAAACACCAGUGAGUGUAAAUUUGUGUGUCCAUCAUCAAAGAGAGAGAUUGAGGAAAUGAUAUACCCAAGGGGACAGAAAAAGAACUCCUUGUGAGAGUCCAUGAGGCCCACACAUAGCACCACCUUGGAGGGGAAGGCCUGGGGCCUGGGCAGCCUUUUGAUGGAGCAUGCCCAGUGAACUCAUGAGUGCGCAGAGGUGACCCAGAGUUGUCUCGAGCAGCCUUUCAAGCAACGCCAACAGCUCUUCUUGGGAGCAAACUGCCACGGAUGCCUUGACCACAAGACGUGAGUAUCUACCAGCACCAGAAGCUCAUCUGGACCAGAGGAAGGCUGAGCCAGAGUUCCUUCCUCUGAGGGCCCAGGCUCAUAAGCAGAUCCCCAUGACCCACGGGGUCCACAUGGAGAACUGCAAUGCAGGAGCUUGUGUUCUUCUGAAUUCUUAGCAGCCGGCACCUUCUACCAGGGAGGCUGCUGCUUUGGACUUCUUUGUGGAGAACCUCCACACAAGAGAGCCAGAGCCCCCAGGGCUGCUUGGACACACAACACUGUCUCCAAGAAGCAAGUUAGUGGGAGAAGAGCCACUGUUUCUGCAUGGGGGCAUCCACGGAGCCUGGUGGCCCGGACUGAUGCGCCUCAAUGUGUCCUGGACUUUUCUUCCUUUAAAACAAACAGUCCCCUUAUCUCUCCUCUCUAUAACUUGCCCUUUUGGGAGACUAUUCCUCGUGCCUUUCUCUUUCAUGGUCCUCAUGCUUGUGGCUUGCUUUGGGCACAUCUGUUUUUGUUUUUUUGUUUUUUUUUCUUUCUUUUUAUUCAAUGCAGUCAGGGGAAUUAAAAAAAAAGGAGAACUGUAUGGACCUCAUCAUAGCUGUCAGUGUCACCAUUGCUUUGGGAGAAGCGGGUGCACGUGGGGCUGAUAAACUCACACAAUAUUUGUAUUUUUGAGGGGCUGCCUUCUCAGUGUGCUCUCUUGUGAAUUUUUUUUUCUUUUCUCCAUCUCUUUCCUUUUCUGUCUCUCCAUUCUAUUCCUCUUCUUAUGCACUGACCUACCUUUUCUCUGUUGACCAGUACAGGUUAGAACCUGUACUAUCCUUUGUCCAGCUCCAUGGAGAUAGAUUUCAACCAGGAUUCUCUUUUAUUUUUAUUUUUCGGAUGGGGAGGCAGAGCUGGAAGUAGAGGAAAUGUAGCAUCUAGAGAUUCCCCAGAAGGAGUAGUAUCUGAAUGGCUGUGCGGGAAUGUGGCCAACCCUUUCCAGCAUUCUUUUCUAUUCAAAUUUCAGCAGGGAAAAAAAGUCUCAAUAAAGUUCCAAUCUCUCUUUAACACCUUGUCGUUCCUUUAACACAG
Messenger RNA from Dipodomys ordii (Ord's kangaroo rat), 5340 nucleotides. RefSeq names its product sarcalumenin (gene Srl). The record is from RefSeq and is a predicted model, not a curated record. Bases 1 to 2853 code for a protein of 950 amino acids. Gene Ontology annotation, molecular function: GTP binding. NCBI's taxonomy places the organism in Eukaryota, Metazoa, Chordata, Mammalia, Rodentia, Heteromyidae. The transcript has 8 exons.